This is a messenger RNA of Homarus americanus (American lobster), 1748 nucleotides long. RefSeq lists its product as uncharacterized. NCBI's taxonomy places the organism in Eukaryota, Metazoa, Arthropoda, Malacostraca, Decapoda, Nephropidae. The record is from RefSeq and is a predicted model, not a curated record. The coding region runs from base 164 to 937 and encodes 257 amino acids. The transcript is spliced from 6 exons.
AGUGCUACAGUAAACUCAGUGCCACUUGAACGCUCGGGAGGUGAAGACCUAUAACUUUGUGUUCUCUUCUAAGUUUAUUUUAUGUUCAACCAUCUUUCUAAAAUAGCAUUUUACAACUACUCAGCUCCAACAGUCAGUAGUAUUAACAACUUUCCCUACAGCCAUGAGUUCUUCAGAUCACACUAUGAAGUACACUUCACCCCCACCCAAGUACGAGGACGUGGUGUUUGGUGCACCCGCAGGUGUGCAUGGUCAGGAGGGGGCUGCCACUGCACCCCGGUUACCACAGAACUACACGCAUGAACCACUCCCAUAUGUAUUGAUACCGAGGGAGCAGUUACAGCCAGUAGUUCCUGGGCAACUCACUGACACCUUCUGUCCCGCUGGUUUUGAAUGUUUGCUGACGGCUCAGGAGAUUAAAGUUUACCCCUCUCAAAGCCGAGUGAUCAAGAUAAAGAAUCCUCAGAAGGAGUUGGUGUUCACAGCAAAAUAUGAAUAUGAGGGUGAUUGUCUUACCUGUUGCUGUGAGGCUGGCGGUCAGAUGGGCUUCACCAUCAGAACACCAGACAAGCGGCCACUUGCCUAUAUGAAGAAAUUCAAUGACUCUGGAUUCUUCACUGACAUUAAGUAUAUGGACGUAAGUGUGAUACCUGAUGUGCCGUUGGGCAGAAUACAGUGUAAGAAUAACACCAAGUUCACCAUCAGCAACACCUCAGGCGACCAACUCUUUAUCAUCAGGAGGAAGACAUCGUUCUUAUCCAACACUAUCUACGAGAUCAACAGACCAGACGGCCCAGUUUUUGCAUUGAUCGAAGUAGCUGGAAUAAAGCACAAGCUCAAGGUCCCCCCUGACAUGCAAGUGAAAAACAAAAUCCUACUUAUUUUUCUUUCCAUAUUUGCACAACAUCAAAAGGACGUUAAUAGGCGGAGGAACUAGCCGCUACAAGAUGACGGUGGUGAAAUUAACCUGGAUUUUCUACCUUUAUACAAUGUUGGAAGGAAGCGUGGCUAGUGUACAACCAGGAGUCUGGUGCUGGACGCCCUCCACCCUAAGAUUAUCCUUAAAAAAUCAUCUAUCGUAGUUUGUUCUUAAUUUUGUAAAGUUAGCAUUGAUGAUGAUGGCAGUGCGGCAACGCGGUGACAAAAUUGUCAUCUAGGUGUGGAGAACCUGUUCCAAGGGUGUGUAGAUUGGCCUCCUCAUUAUACAGUACAAUAUAUUAAUAGUAGGAGUUUUCAUCUGCAUUUUUUUUUAUUGGAAUUAUUAAUGCCCACCCGGGCACAGGUCGAACGACCCACAACGGGGCCUAGGGGGCACAAAAAUAAGAAUAGAAAGAAAUUAGAAAUAUAAAAGGAAAAGGUAAUAUUAAUCUACACCAAGGAAGAUACCGGAAAACCAGCUAUUUAAAGUGAGACUGUAGUGGAUAUCUCCCCUGCAACUACAACUGCCAUUUGUCGCUGACUAGCCGACCCCUCUUCAAAUUCCCCAGCCAACGCCUCGUGGUCUAAGGUCGACCUCUAGCGCCGCCUAACAAAGCGGAGGUCAACUAUCAAGCCACGCCUACCCCUGCUAUAUAAGACCUCACCUCGCCGUGACCUCCCUCUUCUACCUACAGCAGCGCAGCGCAACACCUCCUCUGAGCAAGCGCCUCACCAACGAGCUCUCUCUACUCCACGCUUGUAACCACACUGCCACUUCCCAACACCAAGCUUCACUGUAUAUAAAAUACAAUAUGUAUACAGAGAGCGCA